Messenger RNA from Populus nigra (black poplar), 3405 nucleotides. Its product is annotated as protein NLP2-like. The transcript has 5 exons. The record is from RefSeq and is a predicted model, not a curated record. The coding region runs from base 468 to 3278 and encodes 936 amino acids. Lineage: Eukaryota; Viridiplantae; Streptophyta; Magnoliopsida; Malpighiales; Salicaceae. Gene Ontology annotation, molecular function: DNA-binding transcription factor activity; protein binding.
UCUCACAUGCAAACACCUCUUUCUCUUCAUUUUACCCUUGAUUGCUCACCUUUUUAAUUGUUGACUUUAUAGCUAGAGCUGACUACACACAUAUAUAUAAGGUGAUGAUGGAGUACAUUGAACUGUACCCUCUAUUCCUUUUCUUCUGUUUCCUGCUUUAUACAGCCUGAGUCCCCAAUCUUCUGAUUGCGAAACUAGAGCUAGCUGUACCCUGUGUAAAUAACCGAGAGGAUAUAUAGUAACCCUCUCAUUCACCCAAAAGAAAAGUCUUUGGUUAUUUUUGUACUGCUGCUACUCCUGAAUAUGAUUAAGGUUCACAGUUCACUGCUUUCAGCAAGGCAUAUAUAGUACACCGACAGGGAAGAGAAUCUGGCCAAUCUGAAUCAAGAGUCUUCAGAAAGUUGAAACUUUCCUAAUUUGGAGUAUAAAAAGCUUUGGUUGGUGCAAGUUUCAAGCAAGUUGACUAUAUGGAUGACCACCGUUCCUCUACCCCUAAUUCUACAUUCGAGACUUUCUCAGGAAAUGUCACGAACUGGGAUUUCAUGGAUAAAAUCUUGUAUCAAGGGUGGUUUGAGAAGGAUGGAGGGUUCAACUUUCUGCAGCAAGGUCUCUCCACCUCUAAUGUUCUGCAUGACCCUUCACUAUAUAUUCCCGUUACGGGGACUACUAAUUGGAGCAUAGCCUCAAACCAGCAGGACUAUCAAGAAGAAACAGAAAGGCAUUGCCAUGGAAAUCCACCACUAGAUUAUCCAAACAGCACGGAACUUGUUCAGACUGAACUUCAGGUUGAAGAUUCUGUGGAGACUUGGACACCUUUCGCGCACCCCGCAAGCUGUCAAGUAGAAGCUGCUGGAUUGGGUUUCGAAUGGCAGAUGGUGCAGAGAGUAAAUCCAGGGACUUCAUUUUCUGUGAAGGAGAGAGUAAUGCAAGCCGUUGGAUUCUUAAAAAAUUGUAUACAAGAUAGAGAUAUUCUUAUCCAGAUUUGGCUACCCAUGGAGAAAGAAGGGAAAAGAGUCCUUGCUACUAUUGAUCAGCCAUACUUUGUCGAUCCGAGUUGCAAGAGUCUUGCAAGUUAUAGAAAGGUUUCAACAGCCUAUCAUUUCCAAGCAGAAGAGGAUGCAAAAAGUUCUGUAGGGUUCCCCGGUCGGGUUUUCUUGGAGAAGCUGCCUGAGUGGACUCCUGACGUACGUCUCUUCAGAAGUGAAGAAUAUCCACAUAGAGAUCAUGCAGUACAACAUAACAUUAGAGGGUCUCUUGCACUCCCACUUUUCACACAAGGCAGUGAGACUUGCUUAGGCAUAGUUGAGAUUGCGACUACCAAUCAGAAGAUAAGCUAUCGUCGAGAACUACAAGACAUCUGCAAAGUUCUCCAGGCUGUUGAUCUAAGAAGUUCUGAAGACUUCUGCUCUCCUGGUGUCGAGACUUGCAAUCGAUUAGAUCGAGCUGCGGUGCCUGAGAUUUCAGAUAUUGUGAAAUCUGUUUGCAAGACAUAUAGAUUGCCCUUGGCUCUAACAUGGGCCUUAUGUAGCCGGCAAGGUAAAAGUGGACGGCAGGAGUUUCCCGAGAGGUUUAGCUCUUGUAUUUCCACUGUGGAUUCUGCUUGCUUUUUAGCCGACAGAGGUUUUUCAGGUUUUCACACGGCGAGUUUUGAGCAAUACCUUUUCCUAGGUCAAGGGAUUGUGGGGAGAGCAUUCACAACACAAAAGCAAUGUUUCACGAAUGAUAUACCUUCCUUCAGCAAGAAAGAUUAUCCACUAGCUCACCAUGCUAAGAUAUUUGGUCUUCAUGCUGCCAUAGCGAUUCCCCUGAGAAGCAUUUCUACCGGAUUCGUUGAAUUUGUGUUGGAGUUAUUCUUGCCAAAAGAUUGCCAAGAUACCGAAGAGCAAAAGGAGAUGUGGGAUUUAUUGCCUAUUUCCAUAAAACAGGUUUGCUGGAGUUUACAAGUUGUCAUGGACAAGGAGCUUGAUCAAGGAGAAAAUCAGAGUUUUGUAUCAUCACCUUCUAAAGAGCCACCACGGGAUGAAUCAUCUUGGAUUGCCUGGAUGGUGGAGGCCCAAAAGAAGGGUAAAAGUUGCUGCAUCACAUGGGACUAUCCAGAAGAACCUAAAGAAGAGUUCAAGAUGAUAACUCACUGGGAUGACUCCGAGGAGGAAUUAGACAAUAAGCAAGUAAUUUCAGAGUUGGGUCAACUUCAGCAAAAUCCUAGACCUAAUAGCAGUAUCGAGGGUGAUGGAGUUUCUUCUGCUUUUGGCGGAUGUCGCUCAUUAGGCAGCAGGAAAACAGGUAAGAAGAGACGGACCAAGACAGCGAUCCAGACAAUCAGCUUGGAAGUUCUUCGAAGAUACUUUGCAGGGAGCCUCAAAGAUGCUUCUCAAAGCCUCGGUGUUUGCUCUACUACUCUAAAACGGAUAUGCAGACAACACGGUAUCAAACGAUGGCCUUCUCGAAAGAUCAACAAGGUUGGCCAUUCCUUACGAAAACUCCAGCAGGUGAUCGACACAGUCCAAGGUGCUAAGGGUGCCGUUCACAUUGAAUCUUUCUAUUCAGCCUUCCCAGAACUGAGCUCUCCAAAAAUUUCAAGUCAUGCUCCUUAUUCAUCAUUGAGGAGGAGCGACAAUUCAAAGCACUUAGACUCUCCACCUGAUGAUUCUAGCCCUUCUGGCACUGCCUCAAAAUCCCAUUCCUCUCCAUGCAGUGGGAGCUCUUGCUCAAGUAACUGCUGUUCUGCUCGAGCACAACAGCAUGAUGCCACCACUAUAACUGCCUCAAGCAAUGGAAAUGGCGCUUUACUUGCAGAAACGUCGAAUGGGAUUUUAAAGAGGACUUGCAGUAGUGAAUUAGCAGAAUUGCAUUCAUUGAAUAACCAUGGAGAUCCAGACUUUCUUGUAAGAUCACAAAUUCACAAAACAAGGACAGUCAGUGGGCAUAUACAUCAAAGUGAGCUAGGAAGUCCACGUUUUGGCCAGAGUUUACGAGAAGGAGGUGUCAUCGGAGUUAAAGCCAUUUUUGGUGUAGAAAAGGUUAGGUUAGGCUUGCAACCAAACUGGGGUUUAAGGGACUUGCAACAAGAGAUUGGUAAACGUUUUGAGAUAGAUGAUUUCACGGAUAUGGGUCUCAAUUAUAUGGAUGAUAAUGGGGAAUGGGUUCGUUUGACCUAUGAUGGUGAUCUUGAGGAGUGCAAAGAGAUACACAGAUCCUCUCAAAGAAACACAAUGAAGAUCUCCUGUCACAACCUGAAACUCGUGUCCAUCACCAGCAAUAUAGGAGCAUUGUUAUAAGAACACCACAUCUACGUUAUGCCCCAAAACAUACAUAUCAUAAAAUAAAUUAUAUAAAAUUAAAGUAUUAUUUUGUAAUGUUUCAAAUAUUCCUUAAAACCAAUAAAACAAUUCAUAAUUUAAAAUA